Messenger RNA from Caenorhabditis angaria, 10611 nucleotides. NCBI's taxonomy places the organism in Eukaryota, Metazoa, Nematoda, Chromadorea, Rhabditida, Rhabditidae. The record is from the annotation of a GenBank genome assembly.
AUGCAUAUCGAUUCGCCGUGUCCAGUUCGACGUGAUUCCGAUCCAGGUAUGUCUCAUCUUUGACGAUUGUUGUCAAGCCUAGCCUAGGAAAAAUAACCUCUCGAAUGUAUUUGUUGUGCUGUGUGGUGUGAAAAAGUGAAAUUUGUUGCCGCAUUUUAUUGUAAAUCAGAUAAGGUUUAUAUUGGAAAAGGGCAUAAAAAUACGAAAAACCUAUCAAGUUUAUUGUAAGCUUCAUACUACAUAGAAAUUCACGAUAGAUUCUUCUUUGACAAAUGAGAGAAAAGGUUUUUGUAAUUGAAAAUUCAGGAAAUCAGAAAAACACCAAUUACUCAUUCUGUCAGAGAAAAAAUUGUAUGUGUGAUUGAAUAAUAGGAUUUUUUCUGUGAUGAAGGUUGAGCCAGGAAUCUGUGAACUUUUUCUAUGGGAACAAGUUCAGAGAGACUUGGCGGAGGUCAACAGCGCAAUUCUGAUCGGUGAAUAUGUAACAAAAUAUCCAAAUAUCUUUCCUAUAAGGUUCCAGAUCUGCCUUGCUCACCACCAGAAAUAGUAUACGCUGACCAGAUUUUGACUUAAGUUUUUCGGAAGUUAGGGAAAGAUCCGUUCUAACAGUGUUUCUAACUCAAGAGAUUUACUCGAAAUAAGUGGUAUGAGUGUGCAAGCAAAAAUAUGCAUUCAUUUUUGAAAACGCUCUCCUGAACAGUCUAAAUUCCCAAGCUCCCAUCAAUUUCUCAGAAUAAGCGCAUUUCAUAUUCUCUAUAAUCACAUUAAAAUUCUAUACAGAUUGUCCAUAAAAUCUAUACAUAUACCGUAGUUCCAAGAAUAUGUAAUAAUAAUUCAAUUUAUUAUAUAUUCCCAUCAAUUGUGAACCAUUUUAUGGUCGAUUAUUAUAUCAAAACGUCAUAGCAAUCAUUUUUUACACACACACACACACAUCCAAUAUUAUUACAAUUUUGUUUUCACAAGUUUUGGAGUUGUUUUUUUGUUCAUUUCCUACAAAAUUUAUUGAAUAUUAAAAAAUUGUUGAAAACUUUUUGGUAAACAAACUCUUUUUUUCCACUGACGCACUUUUGAAUUCGAAAUUGUUUAUAAAAAAGUGCAAAGUGGUUUGAAACGCUUUUUCAAUAUCAUUUUUCUCCCAGUAAAAGUAAUAAUAAUCAUCAUAUUACUGACUCAACGAUUUUUGAUAAAUGUGGCUAGACAUAAUCAUGAGAACUUUUAUUUGUCAUUAUUAUUAUUAUUUCUUAUUUUUCAAUGCUCUUUAUUUCCAAAAAAUCAGAAUGUGACAUUAGUUAGGCUUGUUUUUCUCAUUCAUGUUCAAUCAACUGAAAGAAAAAUAAAAAAUUUUGAAUAAAAAUAAAAAUAAGAUGAAGAUUUUGUUGUUUUGGAAAUGCUGCCAGAAAAGUGCAAGCUAGAUUUUUAUGGGAGUUUGUUUUCUAUGGAAAGAAAGCAAAGAUUUACCUUACAAGCGGAUUUAUUUGAAUACAUAUAUAUGUAAAUGAAAACGGAAAUUGUAAAUCUUUCGUUUUCGUCAGGAUGAGUGUACAUUUCCGAUAACAGAUUUUUUUUAUUAUAAAAAUAGAUGUUUUUGAAUAGAAGUUUAGAAUUUGUGCAUUACAUCUAAACCAAAAUAAAAUGACUAAAAAUUAAUUACACAUUCUCUUUUUGAUGUAUGACCUAUGAAACUUAUUUUUAUUCGUCAUUUUGUUUUUCAUAUGAAUAAAAUAAAUAAAUAUUCAUAUUUUCUCACAUUCAAGCCAGCUUUCCUUUUCUCAUUUCAGCAAUUCCAUUUUUAUUUCAUUCCAAGAAAUAAAAUCGACAAAAGUUCAAGAAAAAUAUAUGUUUAUGUUCGUUUUGCCGCGAUGAAUUUGAAAUUAGCUUUUUUAUUUCAUGUCAUUCUGCUUCGCUGUUCAAAAAAUACAUUUAUUUCUCAACGUUUUUGUUUUCUAUUUCUUGUAAGUGCUGUGAUACAAAAAGCACUUAAUUUUAUCAAUUUUUUUUGUAAAUUCUCGCUCCCUGUCCUUCUAGAAAACAUAAUUGCAAUAACACCAAACACAUUCAGAAAAUAAUAAUAUAACUUUUCUCACAAUAAUAGAAUUUUGCCAUUUGAUUUGAAUAGAAAACAACGGAGAAAAAAUUUGAUAACUUUUAUUUGCCCUGUUGAAAAUAGCUAAUCGAUUUUUUUCGUGCUGCGGUGGUGGAAACCAUUUUUUUCACGCUACUCAAAUUUAUCUGCGUCAUUUGAGCAAAUAAUGUGUGUUUUUUUGGGAGAAAAAACGAGAGAAAGAUAGAAAAAACGUAUAUUUUGUGAUGACAGUGUUCCUUUUGUGUUAUUGUUCCAUGCGUGGAAAAGCUGGUUUAUUUUCUUGUAGGACUUUGUAUAUUUGGGUGUACCUUAAAACAUGCCUCAUAUUCUUCAUCCCUCAAGUGGAAGGGGUCACUUGUUCUCAGGGUAGUUUCGACCGAUAUCAUUUUGUGCCCCCACGUGUUUCCCUGAUUUCUGAAUGACAUCUGUUUGGACCUGUUUUACGAUUCUCCCAAACAUUUUUCUGUGUUAUUUAUCCAUGCUGGUUUAUUUUCUUGUAAAGAUUUGUAUAUUUUAUUGAAACAUCUGUGAAUUCAAAGGUUCAUCUUUUGGACUUUUGGACAGAUGUUCACAUUUUUGUCUAGACGAAAAUAUUUACUAUUCAUCAGGUUUCAAACCAUAAAUCUUUUCUUUCUUUUUGUCCCGCAAACUUGAACUAAUUUGAUUUUCGAAAAAGUUUGAAAUGUUAUUUGAAUGAGGGUCUCUAAUAAUAUCUAUUUAUGUAUAAUUCUCAUUUUUUAUCAUCUUGUCUAUUCAUUUGGAAAAUGCCACCUAGUUUUAGACAUCAAAGAAUCCAAAUAAUGUUUUUGACGUAAUCGAGAACUACUGUUAAUUUGACAUUUAGAUUUCAUCAUGUUUAUUUUAGGAAAUAUAUCAUUAGGUUAAUUUGAGAAUAGCUGAAUGUUCAGAUCAAACAUCUAUUCAGAAACUUCUCAAAAAUAACUUUUUGAGGUAAAUUUUCUUAUCGAGAGAUUAUUUUUUAAUAAGAGCAGAUGAAAAUUGCAAUUCCAUUAAAAAAUUGUAAUUUUUUCAACAAAAUCUGAAUAACUUUGCAACUUUACUAAUUGUGAAACAUUUAUGUUAAUUCAACACUUGAAUAUUCAGAACUCUUGUGCUUCUGACAUUUUAUAUUCUUUGAAAAUGUUCUUCUCAUUUAUAUAUGUACAAAAUGAAACAUUUGAUCAAAAUAUUUUAUUCACUUUCAACUUAUAAAUAUCACACGUCAUAAAUAUUACAUGUCAACAAAACAUUACACGUUUUUUGAUAAAAAUUUGAAAAUUAAAUUUUGAAUAGAAAGUUCCGGUUGAAACGUUUUUUUCUGUUCUUAAGAGGUCUGAUGAAAAGAACCAUACUGAACAAUAAAUAUAGGUAACAUUUUUUAUUGCAAAAAAUAUUUUGGUUAAACUUUUGGUUAACUGAAAAUAAUCCUAUACAUUUCGGCCUCUUAUUUCGAUCAUAUGGUAUUUCGUAAAACACAACCCCGCCAUUAUCAUUUUGUACUCCCGUUUGUCAACUUUAUUUUAGGUCAACUGACCACGUAACUGUAGGGAUAUAUCAUACUUGUGGGAACUUAAAAUGACAAAGGUGAAAACCUGUAAGCCCAAUUUCAAACAAUUAUGUGUUUUCACCUUUAUCAAAAUUUCUCGUUCAUUCAAAACCACGAUCUCCCUCCCAUCCUAGAUUUUUUGAUACAAUUUUUUCUGCUUCAAACAUCAAAUAUAAAACAAUAUUUGACAAAAUAAAAGAUUUCAUCAUUCGAUUGUUAUAAAAUGAAGGCAAUCAAAACAAAAUACAUUCAAUAGACUACAGUAUCUUUUUUUUUUCGAAAUAUUUCGAAUCUCACGAAUAAUGUGUGUGAAUUCCGAUUGUUGUUAUUUUAUGUUCCACAAAAGUGACAGGUGCAUGAUAAUUUUGCUUUUUAUUUCUUUUCUAUCAUUUUUUGGGGGAGAUUUUCUAUUUGUUUGGUUGAUUUUUUCAAAAUCCUCAUGGGUAUCAAAAUAAGCUAUUAUUUAUGUACUCUUUUAUGUUUUGCUCAUAUGGAAAAUAGUGAAAUAAAAAAAAUGAAAAUCCGAGAAAACAUGUGACCUUUGUUGCAUUAUAGUUGUUUAUUUGUUUGUUUCGUUUUUUCUCUAUUCUUCUUUUUUUCUCAAUUUUCUUGAAAAAUGUUUGUGUAAACACUUUUUGUCUUCGCCUCUUCUAUUGUUAUUAUGUCUUGGCGGUUGUUAGUUAGAUAAAAACGAACCGAUUUGAAUCGAAUGUGACCAUUGUUUGUCAGAAUUUUCGCCCAUUUAUUUUUCAUGUUGUUAUUAUGACUAUUUCCGGAUUUUUUAUUUCAUCUUUUUAUCUUCUCUUCUUUUUUUUUAUUUCUUCCGAUUAGUUGCGUUAUCUUUUUUUCGCAACAAUAUGAUUUCUGAACCCAAAUACCUUGAGGAAUUCAAGCUUCUGAAUCAUACCUCAUAUCUCAAACCCCCUUUGAGACUUGACUACGGGGUGAAAUAUCAAUAAAGCAUUCGUCUAUCGCAAAAUAUUUAUCACCGUUCUUUGUUCCACCAAAAGCAACCAAAAAAAUCUGGCCUGUCCCCCAGGCAAAGAAAAGCUUCGCUGAUAAUUUUUUGUAUGUUUAUUUGCCUAAGCACUUCAUUAUCAGUUUUUUUUGUCUCUUUUUGACUGAGAGACACAAAAAUUAGUGAAGCGAAGGGAGACAAAAACGGGAAAAACAUCCAGAUUUCUAAUCCAAAAGAGAUUUGUUGCCAAGGAGGAUUUAUGGAUAUGGAUUAGAUUAUCAGAAUGAAAAAUAAUAUUAUUAUUAUUGUUGUCAUUUGACACCAUAAAGGUGGGAUCUCCUACGUUUCCUUCAUCUUUCGUUUUUCUUCUCCUUCUUCUUCUUCUUCCUUCGUAUUUCUUCAUCUCAUAAUAAACAAGUAGUAGAAAUGAGUGCGCCUAUUGAUUGAUGAAUAACAUGUAAUUCGUGAGAGACGCAGAGAACUACACUCAUACACACAAUCUGUCUCAUCGUCUCCCACCCUCUUCAAGCGUACGUAUCUCUCGUCGUUUUUUUUUUUGCGUGCUUCCAUAUUUUUUUUGUUUCUGACUGGUAGUUGAAACUUUUGUACUUGUUUGUUUGAUAUAAUUAGGCUCUUUUAAUGAUAAUAAAUAUAGAUAUCUCUUAUAGUUUUUUAUCUAUUCUCUUCUCUUCAAUUUUUUUGUGUUGUUCCAAUUGAUGAAAAAAAACUCAACAACAAAAAUGUUGCGUUAUCAUUGAAAUGGUUUGAUUUUGAUAAUGUGUUGAUUUUUUCUUGGUUAAUCGGACAAGAGACAAAAAAAAUCAUAUUCGGUAUUUUUUGCAGGCCGUCACAGAACUGCCCUAUUCAAGGCAGUUCAUCUAACAACAAAGUUGUCGCAAUCAACAACGUCGUGUUCGUUACCAUCCGUGGCGAAUACGACGAAGGAAUCGAAAUCAACGGUGACUGGAUCAGGAAUCAAAAAACAAAAUGAAGCCACACCGGAAUCGUCAGGCACACCUCAAUCAGAAAAGGAUAAGGAGGCAGUAGAUGAUAACACAUCGCAAAAAACAUCGAUGUAUUCCGAACAAUCAAGUUGUAAGUCCAACUUUAAUUUAAUUCUAACAGAAAAUGUUGCGACUGCAAAUUAUAGCCUACAAAAUUGAACUAAUUUCAUUUUAUUUUAUAUCCCAGGGGGAUUCAGAAUGAAAAAAAUUGAACUUUUUUCUAAUUAUGUAAGGUUCAAAAAAUGAUUUUUUUUCCAGCGAACGAAGUAUCAUUGAAAAGAGGUGAAUUGAUAUCUGGUUUACGAUUCGGAAGUUUUGAUUUUGAACCUGGCGCAAGUCCUGUUGUAUGUAUUGGUGAUCCUUCAACAUCCAAAGAUAUCGAUAAAACUGAAUUAAACCCGAAAAAUUAUGUAAAAUGCUCGAAUGUUCUUGUCGGAUUCGCACCUGUGGUAUGUUCUUCAUUUUUUUUUCUCGUGCUUGGGUUUAUUCAAUUAUCUAAUCGUUUUUUAUUAUUUAGUCGGUUAAAACAUGGGGCAAGUCGAGAGAAAUUCAAUUAUUGUCAUCUAAUAAAAAGCUUUUAGUUAGUUAGUUGAAUACCGGAAAUCGGAUUUCCUGGGGGAUUUUUUCAAGCAAUAAAGGAGGAAAACAAGAAAAAACGUGUUUUUUUUCCAGAAAAAGAAGAAGAAUUAUUAUGCAGUGUUGUCGAAACGUGCUUUCGAACUUCAUGAAUCGGAAAAAUCUUUUCGAAAAGGUGUCACUGCUAAACAUAUCGUGGAUUUGGCCACCGCUUUCAAUGUGCAUAAUGAUCAUGUUAGUUUUUUUGUUUUUGAAAAGUUCAACUCCAAUUUUUUUCAGUUUGAUACGAAAUUGAAGAAAUGCUUGUGUUUGAUGGGACCCGAUGAGACUUUAGUUAUAAGAACCGAGACGAAGGAACUGGUGAGUGAAAAACAUAUUUUUUUUUCAAAUUCAAAAUACUGUAACUCUUAGACUGCCGAAUGGUAUGAUGCUAUUCUCCAAUCACUUCUUCCAUCUCGCCAAUUAAAACUUGGUCGACCUUGUUAUGCCCAUGAAAUAUUCGAAGCUGUUUAUGAUAUCGAAGUGGUUCGAACACAGAAAAAUGUUGAAAAAUAUAAAAAACAAGUGAAAGAAGCUGGAUACACAAAUAUUUGUGAGACCACGAGAGGAAUGGAAGGUGUUAAACGGUUGGUUUCAAAAUUUCAGUGAUUUUAUAACAGGUUUUGAAAUUUCAGUCUGUGUUUCUAUUCGCACACUGUAAUUCUGGCCAAUCGACGUAUCGAACCAACUACAGUAGGAUGUCCAGAUUCUGGAUGCCCGCCGUUUAGAGCAGAUGCAAUUGUUGAAUUUCCGGUUAGUUUUUUUAUAAAAUAAAACUAUAAAAAAUAUGAAAACAUCUGGUAAAAUGUUUUCCAACAAACAAAUAUGAAAAACAAAAUGUUUUUUCAGCGUCAAUUAAUUGCAUCUUUCGGAUGUCAAGAUCGUUAUUUCUUUCUCCGUCUUGGUCGUGGAAUUAUUCUAGGUAAUUCAGAACUUCUUGUUCAAUGCGACAAUCAUGAAAUGGCGACUGCAAUUCAUCAUAAAAUGAGCCAUAUUAUUGAUCGUGAAGCUGGUCGUCGAACAAAUAUGACAAUGCCGGCCACUUUGCAACAACAUCAUCAAAGACAUCGUGAUCGAUCAAAUACUUUGAAUGAUUCUUGUCAUAGUUGUGGUGAUAGGGUUUAUCGAAGGUAUGUUGUUUCAGGCAUAAAAACUAUGGUUUGAAAAAACUUCCUCGAAGUUUAUCAGGAAAAUGAGUGGAUUUUUGAGAAGUUCUUAUUUUAAACUUCGGGAAAAAAAUUUCAGAAAUUCUUCAAAUAGAAAACUUUUUGAAUUUCGCGUUUAAAAAACAAGAUUAAAAAUUUGAAGUGAAAAAUAUAUUUAAAAAUAUAUAGAAAUUUGAACAAGAAAAUAUAUUGUUUUUCAUAACUGACAAGUAAAAAAUAAAAAAUAAAUCAUGCUUGAAAAUAUUGAGUUUUAGUGAACCAUUCCCUGGAAUGGAAUCAUUAUCUGUUCCCUCACCACAUCUUCAUCAUAAUAAGUUGUCAUUGGAUUCAACGCCAAUUUUGAGUGUCAAAGAUCGUCGUUUAUUACUUCGCGAUUGUUUAUCAUUUGCCAGUUCUGUCGAAAUGGAUGAUUCAGCACCAUCUUCACCAUUCGGAAAUAAUAGUCGCCCUCGAUGUUCGCUUGGCAAUUUUCAGCUUGAUCAUCUAGCCAGGUUGUGCUUCGCUAUCCGCUGCUUUUUUGUUUGUCUAACCCUGAUUUUUGUUAAAUACAGAUUGGAACAUCCACGUGGAUCAAUUCAUUCUCUUGGUGGAUUACUUUCCGAUAGGUCGUUUCCACUUUUUAUUUUAUUUUCAAUUAGUUUCUUCUAACACUGUGUUUGAGAAUGUGAUUUUUUUACUUCUACUCCUUUUUUUAUUUUAGUUUGAAUGAUCUAUGCUUGUUUUUCCCAACCCGUUUUUUCUUUUGAAAAUUGAAAAUUGUUUUUGCUUGAUAAUUCAAAUUGCUUGUAGAUAUUCUACUUCAGAAAAAUAUGUAUGUGACAAUUAGUACAGACAUCAAAAUCACAUCUUUUUUUUCUUUCGAUCAAUUCGUUCAGUCAGAAAGUCAUGUGCCACUUCUCUCCAUAGAAUUUAUAACAAAAAUUCAAAUCUGAAUAAAUUUCAGACCACGUCGUGCAUCAAACACAAUUCGAUUGGUCAAAGAAGAGCCAGGACUUCGUGAUGCUAUGCAAGCAGCGAGAAUUCCCAAAAAGUUCUCAUCACAGUCUGAUAGACAAGAGAUGAAUUUUGAUGAAGCUAGCAGGAAAUUCUCUUCAGCAAGAAGUGAUAUUCAAGAUACAUUGUCUGAAAGAGGAUUGACAAAGUAGAGUUUUCUUUUUGGAAAAAAAUAAAAAUGAAAUUUCAUUUCAGGAGUUCCAAAGCGAAUUCAACUAAUACACUCACAAAAACCGGUAAAAAACUCGGAAAAUCAACAUCAAUUUAUUCAACUCUUGUGAGCAGUGAUGGAUUGCACGAAGGAAGUCUUGUUCAUCGAGAAGAUAAUAAUCCUAGAUCAUUGAGAGCCAAAGGAUUGUUAGCUCCGCCCUGCAGCAUUGAUGAAACUUAUACGAAUAUGACACCUUCAGAUUGGAAUUAUGGGCCAAAUGCACAUUUGAUUGUCCCACUUCCAUGUAAGAAUCCUCUGUUUUUUUUGGAAUCCAUAUAAUACUUUCAAAUAUUUUCAGAUCCACCAAAAGAAGAAAAAUAUAAUUUGGAAGAAGUUCGAUCAUAUGUAUCAGAUAGUAGUGAUAGUUGUUAUUCAUCAAUGGUAAAUAACAGUAAUGCACAAUUAGGAAGUGUUGGACAAAAAGGCAAUCUUGCCGCGUUGAAUGCACCAAGAGCCAAUUCAUUUGGUGGAAGAAGUAUUAAUGGUGAAGAAGUUGUCAAAAAACCAGUGCCUGGACCAAGCAGCAAGAAAAAUAUGAAACCAUCUGAAAAAACAAAGACUGAUGAAAAAGAUGAGACUAGUUCAAAUAGUUUGAGUAUUCCGGCAGAGGAUCCGAGAAAACGAGCGUUUUCUUUGGGAAGCAAAAAUUUCUUCAAGUAAGUUUUUGUCUAAUGUUGCGCCAAUAUUUUAUUUGCUGUUCAGUUUUAUUGGAUUAAAUGAGUUCCGUCGUUUGGUCAAAAAACCGCUUCUUUCUGGUCGCCCAUCUUCACCAAAUCAUACAUCAACUUCUGGAAUUUCAUUGAAUUCCUCUCCAGCAUCAUCAUCUACAAAUUAUUUGACUUCAUCAGAAAUGCACGAUGAUCCAAGGAUAAGGUAGGAUAAAUCUCUUUUUUUUCUUGUUAUGCUUUCUAACCAAUGCUUUUUCAGUUCACAUGAAGUUAACACAUUCAUAUCAACGUACGAUUUAUUUACUAAUUACAAUAAUUAACAAGUUUGUUUAACUAAUCACAUUUUUGCAGAUCUGGAAGUUUUGGAUCAGGCAGAAGUAGUCCAUUUGGACGACAUACUUAUACAUUGCCACCAGCUAAUCGUGAUAAUGAACAUCAUAUGGAAAUUGAUUUUUCGACAAUGUCUUUUGGAAGAGGCUGUGGAUCAUCGGGAAGUAUUGAUAGUCCUAAUAGGUAAAUAGAAUUCCUAAAAUAAAACUGCGGAAAUAGAUCAAUUUCCUGUUAACUUCCGUGGCUGAUCAACUGUUCAUUGUACUUUCAAAAAAAUUUGGAAAAGCUAGGGGGAGUUAUUUGUCAUACGUGAUUUUAAUAGGUCAAACUUCUGCACUAAAAAACAGUAUUCUCUCUAAUAAAAAAACCAUACAAUUCAGAUUGAUUCGUCGUGAAGAGCUGAUGUUGGCCACACCAAACUUCAGUUUCGAACAUCAUCGUGACGAUAAAAAGCUUCGUCCCAGCGAAAAAGUCAUUCAACAACAUCAUCGUCAACAACUUCAAAACGCACAACAAGGUUCGUUUAGUAACCCCACUCUGUUUAUACUAAUAGCUUCUUUUUUCAUGUGAUUAUGUGAUGUCUGAUCCUGUCGCCACAAAAUUUGUCAGUGAUUUGAUUGCAGCUGGAUUUCCCAAUAAAGAAACGGGAAUCAAGAAGGUUUUGGACGAAAAUCGACAGUGAGUUUUUAACAACAAAACAACAUGUGUGCAUUUUGAAAAACAUGAAAUUUUUUUGUAGAAUGCUCGACACGCAAACUCAAAUUUAUGAGAGAGAAGUAUAUGACAGACAACAGAAGCAACUUCUGGAAAAACAACAAAAACAAUAUCAGCAAAUGCAACAAAUGAAGCAAAUGCAAAGCCGUGAAAUGGAUGAUUAUCACAGCAAAGCAUCACUUUGUGAAUUGAUUGUUGAAGAAAAAGAGGACACUGAUUCAAAUGUUGAAUUUGAUGAAAGAAGUUCUGAUACUCGAACUGGCACACAAUCAUCUUCAUCUUAUUGUGAACCAAGCACUUCGAGUGCUCAUCAAUAUUAUUAA